Molecule: messenger RNA, 2643 nt
Organism: Eubalaena glacialis (North Atlantic right whale)
Lineage: Eukaryota; Metazoa; Chordata; Mammalia; Artiodactyla; Balaenidae
Gene: ASH2L
Product: ASH2 like, histone lysine methyltransferase complex subunit
Exons: 18
Coding region: 112-2016 (634 amino acids)
Cellular component (GO): Set1C/COMPASS complex
Molecular function (GO): transcription cis-regulatory region binding; protein binding
Source: RefSeq, a predicted model, not a curated record
CUCAGAAGCCAGCCUCUCAGUUCUGAGGGACUGCUCUGAAGAGGUUAGAGGGCCAGUGAGCAACUCGCGCGAGACACAGUAUUCUCGCGAGAAGUCUGGGAGGCGGCAGUGAUGGCGGCGGCGGGAACCGGACCCGGCCCGGGAGUGAAUGCAGGACCCGGCCCGGCAGUGGCUGCAAAUGCAACACCGGCAGAAGAAGGGGAAACGAAACCGGUAGUAGCGGUAGCAGCCGCUCCGGCCGGGGAGGGGACGUCUGCUGCUCCAGCCGCGGAGCCUGGCUCUGGAGAGGCCGAAAGCGGGGAUGCAAACUCAGUUGAUGUAAGUGGUGGCUUGGAGACAGAAUCCUCUAAUGGAAAGGAUACACUAGAAGGUGCUGGGGAUACUUCAGAGGUGAUGGAUACUCAGGCGGGCUCCGUGGAUGAAGAGAAUGGUCGCCAGUUGGGAGAGGUGGAGCUGCAGUGUGGAAUAUGUACCAAAUGGUUCACAGCAGACACCUUUGGCAUAGAUACCUCAUCCUGUCUACCUUUCAUGACCAACUACAGUUUCCACUGCAAUGUAUGCCAUCAUAGUGGGAAUACCUACUUCCUCCGGAAGCAAGCAAACUUGAAAGAAAUGUGCCUUAGUGCUUUGGCCAACCUAACCUGGCAGUCCCGAACACAGGAUGAACAUCCGAAAACCAUGUUCUCCAAAGAUAAGGAUAUCAUACCAUUUAUUGAUAAAUAUUGGGAGUGCAUGACGACCAGACAGAGACCUGGGAAAAUGACCUGGCCAAAUAACAUUGUUAAAACGAUGAGUAAAGAAAGAGAUGUAUUCUUAGUAAAGGAACACCCCGAUCCUGGGAGUAAGGACCCAGAAGAAGAUUACCCCAAAUUUGGCCUUCUGGAUCAGGAUCUUAGUAACAUUGGUCCUGCUUAUGACAACCAAAAACAAAGCAGUGCUGUGUCUACCAGUGGGAAUCUAAAUGGUGGAGCCUCUUUUGGAGGGGGAAUUGCAGCGGGAAGCAGUGGAAAAGGAAGAGGAGCUAAGCGCAAACAGCAGGAUGGCGGGGCCACAGGGACCACCAAGAAGGCCCGGAGUGACCCUUUGUUUUCUGCUCAGCGCCUUCCCCCUCAUGGCUACCCCUUGGAACACCCAUUUAACAAAGAUGGCUAUCGGUAUAUUCUAGCUGAGCCCGAUCCCCACGCCCCUGACCCUGAGAAGCUUGAACUCGACUGCUGGGCAGGAAAACCGAUUCCUGGAGACCUCUACAGAGCCUGCUUGUAUGAACGGGUUUUGUUAGCCCUACAUGAUCGAGCUCCCCAGUUAAAGAUCUCCGAUGACCGGCUGACUGUGGUCGGAGAGAAGGGCUACUCUAUGGUUCGGGCUUCUCAUGGGGUUCGGAAAGGUGCCUGGUACUUUGAAAUCACGGUGGAUGAGAUGCCGCCAGACACCGCUGCCAGGCUGGGCUGGUCCCAGCCGUUAGGUAACCUUCAAGCUCCCUUAGGUUAUGAUAAAUUUAGCUAUUCUUGGCGGAGCAAAAAGGGGACCAAAUUCCACCAGUCCAUUGGCAAGCACUACUCUUCUGGCUAUGGACAGGGAGAUGUCCUGGGGUUUUAUAUCAGUCUUCCUGAAGACACAGAGACAGCCAAGUCACUGCCCGAUACCUAUAAAGAUAAGGCUUUGAUAAAGUUCAAGAGUUAUUUGUAUUUUGAAGAAAAAGACUUUGUGGAUAAAGCAGAGAAGAGCCUAAAGCAGACUCCCCAUAGCGAGAUAAUUUUUUAUAAAAAUGGUGUCAAUCAAGGUGUGGCUUACAAAGAUAUUUUUGAGGGGGUUUACUUUCCGGCCAUCUCGCUGUACAAGAGCUGCACGGUCUCCAUUAACUUUGGACCAUGCUUCAAGUAUCCUCCAAAGGACCUCACGUACCGCCCUAUGAGUGACAUGGGCUGGGGCGCUGUGGUGGAACACACUCUGGCUGACGUCUUGUAUCACGUGGAAACAGAAGUGGAUGGGAGGCGGAGUCCCCCGUGGGAACCCUGACCAAGUCCCUUUUUCUUUGCAGACACGGACUUCCUGGGGAAUAAUAUGAGCGGGUUUUGUUUUUGUUUUUUAACUGUGGCAAAUGUUUUCCCGAAGAUACUGCAGAACACGGCCUCUGCUGUAGCAAAUUAGAGGCCGGGUGGGUCUGAGAGAGACUCCCUGCCCUUCAGCACUCCCCCUUCUAUCAUGGCUUUUACUUCGUGUGCCAUUCCCAACAGCUGCCGACCCUGGGAUCCCAUAAGCGCCCUGUGAACUGGGCCUGUGCCAUGUACCCCACCAGCUGAGACUUGCUGCUUACUGUGUUUUCUAAGGAGUGGAUAAUCUUGCCCAAGUAGCUAACAUGUUUAAAGACAUGUCCUUCUGCGGGCAUUGCUUCCAUCCCGCCUGGUUCCCAAGGAAGUGGUGGGCCUGUUUCUGAGAACAGCUGAAAUCCAUGGCUGUACAUUCCAAACCAGUUUAACAGCUCUUUCCUUUCGCCGUGGGUGUGUUUUUGUUAUUAAUUUUGAGGUGUACCUUUGAACACUGGGAUCUCUGAAACUACUAGGUCUGUAGAACUAUACUUGUGAAGGGAACUUGCUUGCAGCUUUAACAAUUAGAAACUCUUCCCAAAUAAAACUUGUCUUCGAG